AGUCCACAACAUCAUCUAAACUUGACAACAUGAUCGCUUUUACGACAACAGCCGUCCUCCUCCUGGCCGCAGUAGCCACCGCCCGCCCCUCGGAAUGGGAGCCAGAAGGCCACUCGCACACGGAGCACACCAAGCCGUACCACGUGACAGUGGUGAAGAAGAUCGGCGUGCCGAUCCCGCAUCCCGUGGCGGUGUCCGUGCCACAGUACGUGAAGGUCCCGAUCCCCCACCCUUACCCCGUCCACGUGACCGUCGAGCAGCCGAUCCAUGUGCCUGUUUAUAAGGUCGUGCCCCAAAUAGUAGAGAAGCCCGUGCCUUACCCCGUCGAAAAGCCUGUGCCUUAUGAAGUGGAGAAGCCCUACCCCGUCGAGGUAGAGAAGAAGGUCGAGGUCCCCAUUCCCAAACCUUACCCCGUCCACGUGCCAGUCUACAAGCACGUCUACCACCACUCAGGCAAACACUAAUUCAAAUUCGAUUCGAAAUUUGAUUCGAAAUUCGAUUCGAAAUUCGAUUAGAUUUCGAACGUUUUCUCGAGGGGCAUUUAUUAGCGAGAUAUCUUAUACUGUAAGUUUUCGCUCGGGUACCGUGGCGGGGUUGCCACUUGUAAAUACAAAUUAAGACUUAUGUAGAUCUGUUGGAGAUGUAUUUCCACCAGUUAUGACUACAGUUUAUUGUGAUAUUUAUUUUGUUACACUGUAUUGUCUGUUGCUGUUGUUUGUAUAUGAUCGUUGUUGAUUAAUGUGUAAUUGUUGUUGAUUAUUGUUAAUUGUAAGUGUAUUAAAG
Messenger RNA from Manduca sexta (tobacco hornworm), 783 nucleotides. RefSeq names its product proline-rich protein 4 (gene CPH33). NCBI's taxonomy places the organism in Eukaryota, Metazoa, Arthropoda, Insecta, Lepidoptera, Sphingidae. The coding region runs from base 30 to 464 and encodes 144 amino acids. The transcript has 3 exons. The record is from RefSeq and is a predicted model, not a curated record.